Messenger RNA from Carya illinoinensis, 2047 nucleotides. RefSeq names its product amino acid transporter AVT3B-like. The transcript has a single exon. Gene Ontology annotation, biological process: amino acid transmembrane transport. The record is from RefSeq and is a predicted model, not a curated record. Gene Ontology annotation, cellular component: vacuolar membrane. Bases 350 to 1618 code for a protein of 422 amino acids. Gene Ontology annotation, molecular function: amino acid transmembrane transporter activity. NCBI's taxonomy places the organism in Eukaryota, Viridiplantae, Streptophyta, Magnoliopsida, Fagales, Juglandaceae.
UACAUUGCCAACUCUUAUCCAGCGUUGCCUCAGAAAAUCCUGCAUAAAAACUAGAAAACCCCAGAAAUUUACCCCGCUCCAUCUGCACUCUGCCAAAAUUCUGGGUAAAUUUACAUAUUUUUUUUUUUUUUACCCGGCACAAUCUCAAUGCAAAAAGUAUCUAGACCAGAGUGCUUCUUGCUAAUCGAAACUUAUCCAGUCCCUGAAGUCUCCAUUACAAAACCUCUCAAUCAAUUCUGAAAAAAAAAAAAAAGAAACAGAUUAGAAGAAGAAGAGAAGGUGUAGAUUUGAAGAAAGAGAGAAGACGAAGAAGAAAAGGUGCAGAUUUUAAUCUUACGCACAUUGCUUAAUGGGGUUAGACAAAGGGUCGUCCUCUAAUGCUUUGAGAGAGCCACCACCACCAGCCAGGGAGGACACACCGCUUCUGGGUGGACCACAAGCUUUGUCUUCACAAUCCAAGACCUUUGCCAAUGUUUUCAUUGCUAUUGUGGGGGCUGGCGUAUUAGGCCUCCCCUACUCUUUCAAGCGCACCGGCUGGGUCAUGAGCCUCCUCAUGCUCUUCGCCGUGGCCGUUCUCACUCACCACUGCAUGAUGCUUCUGGUCUACACUCGCCGCAAGCUCGAAUCCCUAAAAGAGUUCUCCAAGAUUGCGUCUUUUGGCGAUUUGGGUUUUACAGUUUGUGGCCCUGUCGGGAGAUUUCUUGUUGACAUUCUGAUUAUUUUAUCCCAGACUGGUUUUUGUAUUGGUUAUCUAAUUUUCAUUGGCAAUACUUUAGCCGAUCUUAUGAAUUCGAACCCCCAAAUUCUGGGGUUGGCGCCCAAGAGCUUUUACAUAUGGGGAUGUUUGCCGUUUCAGCUGGGGUUGAGUUCGAUAGCAUCGUUGACCCAUUUAGCUCCCUUGAGUAUUUUUGCUGAUGUGGUUGAUCUUGGGGCUAUGGGGGUGGUGAUGUUUGAGGACGUGUUGGUUUUUCUGAAACAAAUGCCUGCUCUGAAGGCAUUUGGAGGUCUUUCCGUGUUCUUUUAUGGUAUGGGUGUGGCCGUUUAUUCCUUUGAAGGGAUUGGGAUGGUUUUGCCAUUAGAAUCAGAGAUGAAAGAUAAGGACAAGUUUGGUAGAAUUCUGGCCUUGACAAUGGCUUUCAUUUCCUUGCUUUAUGGAGGAUUUGGAGCUUUGGGUUACCUCGCUUUUGGGGAAGAAACACAGGACAUGAUCACAGCUAACUUGGGCGCAGGCUUGGUGAGCACGUUGGUUAAACUCGGUCUGUGUGUGAAUCUGUUCUUCACCUUGCCUAUAAUGAUGAACCCCGUUUAUGAGAUAGUGGAGAGGAAGUUUUGGGAUGGCGCCUACUGCCUGUGGCUCAGGUGGUUGCUGGUUUUCUUGGUGAGUUUGGUGGCUUUGUUGGUCCCAAAUUUUGCUGAUUUCUUGUCUUUGGUGGGGAGUGGUGUUUGCUGUGCUUUGGGAUUUGUUUUGCCUGCCGUGUUUCACCUGCUGGUGUUUAAGGAGGAGAUGGGGUGGAAAGGAUGGUGUUUGGAUGUGGGGAUUGUGGUUUUAGGAAUUGUUCUUGGGGUUUCAGGAACUUGGUAUGCUCUGCAAGCAAUUCUCUCCUCAAAAAUGUAUUAAUGUCAAACCAGUAAUCAACUGUGAAUGGUAGCAUAGAAUCGAUUAUGAUCCGUCUUACCAAUGUUGGUAGGAAAUGAUCUUUCAUAUAUUAUGAUCUGUCUUACCAAUCUUGGUAGGAAAUUGUCUUUUACUAGAAGCACGCCCAAGUACAAGGGGGUUGUAUGUUUGCAAGAGAGAGCGCGAAGGAAAGGAAAAUGAAAAGGUAAAAAAUGGAGUUUCAAGUCACAAAUAAUGAAGGUAUGAUAUUACAAUCUCCAAGAAAUUGUAAUAUGUGAUGUUCCAGUGGGGGUUGAUUACGCUGGCAUUUACAUUUUAUUCUAGAAUAGCAUGUGAUGGAAUUGGAAGGCAGUUUUUCCUAUUUUCUUGUGGUCUUUAACCUGUUAUAAACGUCUCAAGUAUGAAAUGUCUUUUUUCUCGUCUGUUUCUCCA